GCGCGCUCCGGGCGGCGGGUACCGGGCCGCGUCCGAGGCUGCGCGUGGGCUGCUGCUCGGGCUAGCCACGGGCCGGCCACCCCCUCGGGAAGCCGAGCCGUAGCCGCCCCGGAGCUCGGCGCGAAGCCCUGGCCUUGGCGGCCGGGGCAUGGGCCAGGGGCGCGGGGGACGGUUUCCUGCAGGGUGGUGAUUUGCAAGCGGCUUCAGCAUGAAGACCCUCAUAGCUGCCUACUCGGGGGUCCUGCGAGGCACUGGCUCCAGCAUCCUGUCGGCCCUCCAGGACCUCUUCUCCAUCACUUGGCUCAGCAGGUCCAAGGUGGAGAAGCAGCUGCAGGUCAUCUCCGUGCUGCAGUGGGUCCUGUCCUUCCUGGUGCUGGGAGUGGCCUGCAGCGCCAUCCUCAUGUACACGUUCUGCACGGACUGCUGGCUCAUUGCAGUGCUCUACUUCACCUGGCUGGUGUUUGACUGGAACACGCCCAAGAAAGGUGGCAGGAGGUCAGAGUGGGUCCGGAACUGGGCUGUCUGGCGCUACUUUAGAGACUACUUUCCCAUUCAGUUGGUAAAGACGCACAACCUACUGACCACCCGGAACUACAUCUUCGGGUACCACCCACACGGCAUCAUGGGCCUGGGCGCCUUCUGCAACUUCAGCACGGAGGCCACGGAAGUGAGCAAGAAGUUCCCGGGCAUCCGGCCCUACCUGGCCACGCUGGCCGGUAACUUUCGGAUGCCAGUUCUGCGGGAGUACCUGAUGUCUGGAGGCAUCUGCCCUGUGAACCGGGACACCAUAGACUACCUGCUCUCCAAGAACGGCAGUGGCAACGCCAUCAUCAUCGUGGUGGGGGGCGCUGCUGAGUCCCUGAGCUCCAGACCCGGCAAGAACGCCAUCACCCUGCGCAAUCGCAAGGGCUUCGUGAAGCUUGCGCUGCGCCACGGAGCCGACCUGGUUCCCACCUACUCCUUCGGGGAGAACGAGGUGUACAAGCAGGUAAUCUUUGAGGAGGGCUCCUGGGGCCGAUGGAUCCAGAAGAAGUUCCAGAAGUACAUCGGCUUUGCUCCGUGCAUCUUCCACGGCAGAGGCUUCUUCUCCUCGGACACCUGGGGGCUGGUGCCCUACUCCAAGCCCAUCACCACCGUGGUGGGUGAGCCCAUCACCGUGCCCAAGGUGGAGGAGCCGAGCCAGCAGGACAUCGACCUGUACCACGGCAUGUACAUGGAGGCCCUGGUGAAGCUCUUCGACAACCACAAGACCAAGUUCGGCCUCCCAGAAACUGAGGUCCUGGAGGUGAACUGAGCCUUGCCCGGGGGCCCGCUGCAAAUCGUUUUCUACCAAGUUCUCGAGUGCUUUUUUUUUUUUUUUUGGUUCUGUAAAUUUGGAAGCGUCAUGGGUGUCUGUGGGUUAUUUAAAAGAAAUUAUAAUCAUUUUGUUAAACCACUACCAUGGUAGGUCUUUCUUAAGAAGGAGCAAGUGGAUGCGUCAAGCUCUUUCCCGCCUAGCCGUGUCCUGUUGGAGGUGGUGGCCAGUCCAUCCGGGCCUUUGUGGUUUCACCCUCUCUCUUCCCUUCCCGAAGAGAGAACUGCGUCCGGGUCAGCUGGGGAAGGAGGUCCUGUCAGUGACCGCUCAGGCCAGCCAAUGCCGAGUUCCCUGUCUCUGACUGCAGGGUCCCUGGGUCCCACCGAGGGGAGGAAAGUCAGGAGGACAGUGUGGCCCACCCUGUGCAGGGCACGGUGAGGAGCAUCUGGAAUGCUCCAGCUUGACCCUCCUCCUUUCCUCCCCCCAAUCCCCUCUGAGAUUCCAGACUGAGCCUCACCUGGCCCUCGGCGACGCCAGGGUUGUUCCAAAUGCAACGUCUUCUAGACCGUCCGGCCAUCCCGUUGUGGUCAGAGACCAGUUUCCUCAGGGGCUGACAUGACAGACUGGCCUCAGCCUCCUGGUGCUUCCCGGUGACUUGACCAUGUGCCCAGGUGUGGGUGGGGACAGGGUCCCAUUCGCCUGUGCAGAGGCAGCAGAUUGUCCCUGAGCCCAAGCCUCACAUAUCGGUGCCUUUCUGAGGGGUGGGGGCCAGGCUGGGGGGAACCCGGCCCCUCUUCUAUGUGUUGUUUUCUCUUAAGGAGAGCAUUGUACCACGUUGGACUGUUGAUUAUUCCUAAGCCAAUAAAUGAGAAUGAGACUCCUCUA
Molecule: messenger RNA, 2179 nt
Organism: Sorex araneus (European shrew)
Lineage: Eukaryota; Metazoa; Chordata; Mammalia; Eulipotyphla; Soricidae
Gene: DGAT2
Product: diacylglycerol O-acyltransferase 2
Exons: 8
Coding region: 209-1294 (361 amino acids)
Biological process (GO): triglyceride biosynthetic process
Cellular component (GO): endoplasmic reticulum membrane
Molecular function (GO): diacylglycerol O-acyltransferase activity
Source: RefSeq, a predicted model, not a curated record